UGGAUCCAAAGUGGAAUGAAGAGUUUUUCUUCAGAGUCAAUCCUCAGAGGCACAGGUUUCUCCUGGAAGUAUUUGAUGAGAACCGUUUGACAAGAGAUGAUUUCCUUGGUCAGACGGACAUUCCUCUCUGCCAGCUGCCGACAGAGAAUCCAGCUACUGAGAGGCCAUACACAUUUAAGGAUUUUGUUCUUCACCCACGGAGUCACAAAUCCCGAGUGAAAGGGUUCCUCCGGCUCAAAAUGACGUACUUGCCUCAGAGCCAUGGCCCGGAAGAAGAUGGCCUGGAGCCAGCGGAAGAGCUGGAGCCCGGCUGGAUUAUCCUGGACCAACCGGAAGCCUCCUGCCAGCUGCAGGAGCCGGAGGCCCCUCUCCCGCCGGGCUGGGAGGAGAGGCAAGACUUACUCGGCAGGACUUACUACGUCAACCACGAAUCCAGGAGGACGCAGUGGAAGAGGCCGGCUCCUCAGGACGGCCGGCCCACCCCGGAGAGCGACCGCACCCACCUGGAAGCGCAUCACGCCUUUGCCCACCGGCAUCAAAUCUCAGAGGAGGCCGAGAGCCUGGACAGCAGCGAAUCCCCCGAGAGCUGGGAAAUCAUAACAGAAGAUGAAGCAACUCUCUACAGCCACCAGAGCCCCGAGGCAGCCGUCCUGCAGCACCCUGCGGAGGCCGAGGCGCCCCCCGUGGAAGGCCAAAGCACUUCGCUGACCCCCACGGCAUCCUGCAUUAGUGACUCCAGUGGAAGUGGCAGCCUGCAGACAUAUAGCCCGGAGGAGCGCCCGGUGGUCCCAGUGCUCCUCCCCACUUCGACUGGGCUGCCUCCCGGUUGGGAAGUCCGAACAGACGACAAAGGCCGGCCUUACUACAUAGACCACAAUUCCCAGACGACCACCUGGCAGAAGCCGGCAGUGCAGGCAGGAGCAGAUGGGAAUCCAGUGGCCCUCACGCCGAGUCCUUCCCUGGGUCAUCUGGCAGCAUCGCAUGACUCGUCCCGACAGCCGUGGCCUCCAGGGCCUCUCCCGAAAGGCUGGGAAGUCCGCAAUGCACCGAGCGGGAGGCCGUUCUUCAUCGAUCACAACACCAAGGUGACUACCUGGGAGGAUCCCAGACUGAAAAUUCCACCUCCAAUGAGAAGGAAGACCUCUUUGGAGGCCGGGGAACUUGGCCCCUUGCCGCCCGGCUGGGAAGAGAGGGUUCACACGGACGGAAGGGCCUUCUUCAUCAACCACAACACAAAAAAGACUCAGUGGGAAGACCCUCGCCUCCAGAAUGUAGCGAUAACUAAACCGGCUGUGCCGUAUUCCAGAGAUUACAAACGGAAGUACGAGUUCUUCAGGAAGAAGCUGAAGAAACCAAAUGACAUCCCCAAUAAGUUUGAACUGAAACUCCGCCGGAACAACAUCCUCGAGGAUUCCUACCGCAGAAUUAUAGCCGUGAAGAAAGCAGAGUGCCUGAAGGCGAGGCUGUGGAUCGAAUUUGAGGGGGAGAAAGGCUUGGACUACGGAGGGGUCGCCCGGGAGUGGUUCUUCCUGCUCUCCCGGGAAAUGUUCAACCCCUACUACGGGCUCUUUGAGUAUUCGGCCGCGGACAACUACACUCGGCAGAUCAACCCAAACUCGGGGCUGUGCGAUGAAGACCACCUUUCCUACUUCAAGUUCAUCGGCCGGGUGGCAGGAAUGGCCGUGUAUCAUGGGAAGCUGCUGGAUGGGUUUUUUAUCCGCCCUUUUUAUAAGAUGAUGCUUCAGAAGCCCAUCACUCUUUGUGACAUGGAAUCUGUGGACAGCGAAUAUCACAGUUCGCUGAAAUGGAUUCUCGAAAACGACCCCACAGAGCUGGACCUCCGGUUCAUGGUUGAUGAAGAGCGUUUUGGGCAGACUCAUCAGCAUGAAUUGAAAAGUGGCGGCUCUGAUCUGGUGGUCACCAAUGAAAACAAGCAUGAGUACAUCUACCUCGUGAUCCAGUGGCGCUUCGUGAACAGAAUCAAGAGGCAGAUGGCCGCCUUCAAGGAGGGUUUUUUUGAACUAAUACCUCAAGACCUGAUACGAAUUUUUGAUGAAAACGAGCUGGAGCUGCUGAUGUGCGGCCUGGGUGAUGUCGACGUGAACGAUUGGAGGGAACACACCAAGUACAAGAACGGCUACAGCACGAAUCACGUUGUCAUCCAGUGGUUUUGGAAGGCUGUGCUGUUGAUGGAUUCUGAAAAACGGAUCAGACUUCUUCAGUUUGUGACGGGCACCUCCCGCGUACCAAUGAAUGGCUUUUCGGAAUUGUACGGUUCCAACGGACCACAGCUGUUCACCAUCGAGCACUGGGGCAGCCCUGACAAACUGCCGCGUGCCCACACCUGUUUUAACCGCUUGGACCUGCCUGCCUAUGAGUCCUUUGAAGACCUCUGGGAGAAGCUUCACGUGGCCAUUGAAAAUGCUCAGGGGUUUGACGGGGUUGACUGA
This is a messenger RNA of Euleptes europaea (tarantolino), 2450 nucleotides long. RefSeq names its product NEDD4 E3 ubiquitin protein ligase (gene NEDD4). The coding region runs from base 240 to 2450 and encodes 736 amino acids. The transcript has 26 exons. The record is from RefSeq and is a predicted model, not a curated record. Gene Ontology annotation, biological process: regulation of dendrite morphogenesis; ubiquitin-dependent protein catabolic process; receptor internalization. Gene Ontology annotation, molecular function: protein binding; sodium channel inhibitor activity; ubiquitin protein ligase activity. Lineage: Eukaryota; Metazoa; Chordata; Lepidosauria; Squamata; Sphaerodactylidae.